This is a messenger RNA of Cyclopterus lumpus (lumpfish), 1643 nucleotides long. RefSeq names its product natterin-3-like. NCBI's taxonomy places the organism in Eukaryota, Metazoa, Chordata, Actinopteri, Perciformes, Cyclopteridae. Bases 230 to 1408 code for a protein of 392 amino acids. The transcript has 3 exons. The record is from RefSeq and is a predicted model, not a curated record.
ACAAACAAAUGCACCCUUGCACAUAGCUGCCCCUCCCAGUGAGAACAGAUGAAACUGGUGGAGCAAGUUGAAAAAGGAAACUCAGACCCGUCACCUGAGCCCUUAUAACAGCCUCUUUACGCCGCCUCCGACAGUCUGGACAAGCAGCCUGAGCUUCAGGUCUGAGCUUCCUCACCUCGUACCUUGUUCCUUGUGCUGGAGAUUCUCUGGACCUCUGAACCUUUUGACGAUGCAGCUGUCAGUGAUGCUGAUGUUGGCCCUGCCUGCUCUGUGCUCAGCCGGCACAAACAGCUGUGAGAAAGACGACGAACCAGUCCUGUUGCUGGACCCGAGUCUGGAGGACAGGGUUCCUAAUAUCACUGACAACGGAACGCCAACUCAGGCUCUUCCAACUCAUCUAUCGGUUGGACAAAGUUUAGACUGUGAUUCCUCGUUCAACAUUGGUCAAACCAACCUGGAAUGGCAGACAUUUAAUGGCUUUCUACCCCACGGAUCAAUCUCAAUCUACAACGGAUAUGUUGGACGCAACGACUACGUUUGCCAAUUCUUGUCCAGAGCUGGUUUCUACAACCCUGACAUGGAUGCAACUCCUUACUGCCACUACUCCUCUGGGGGGAAAGAGUAUCUUGGCUCCCCAUUUCAAAUCCUGGUGAACAAAGAUGACUUUGAGUUUAUGGAAUGGAAGGAAGCCACAUAUGGUUCAGUACCUCAGAAUUCAGUCAACACUGUCGCCAACAAUGUAGUGUAUGUUGGGAAGAACAAGUAUGGUCUUGGAAAGGUGGAUACUAAAAAUAAGGCCUUCUUUCUUCCCUGGAAAGGUUCUGAGUAUUGGUACAAUUACUACCAGGUCCUGACCUUUAGCAAAGAUGUAUACAGUGAGCACAUUUCUGAAGUCAAGUAUGAAACUGAUGGGGUUAAACCCAUUGCGAUUCCUCCAGAGACCAUGCGCAAGUCUGCGAUCACCAACAAGGGUUGCCAGACAGUGACAGGGACAGCAGCCCUCUCAAAGACAUACCAAGUGGAGCAAAGGUGGGACACCAGCUUUUCUAUCACAGCGGGUGUCCAGACCAGCAUCACUGCUGAAAUCCCCAUAAUUGGCUCCGCAACUAUCGGCUUUAGUAUUGAGACGACCCUCCAGUUCACCAUGGGGACAACUUAUAUUGAGUCCACCACCCACACUGUUUCUGUUCAGCACAUCAUCCCACCAAACGAGUCCUGUGUUGUCAGUAUGGUGGGAUUUGAGUACAGGGCAGAAAUCCCUUACACCGCACGCCUCAGCCGCACCUACAGCAACGGGAAGACCUCAUGGACGUCCAUCACCGGGACCUACAAAGGUGUCCAAAUGGGAGAAGUAAUGGGUGUGGUGGAUCGCUGUGAGUUUGUACCUGAUCCCAUGCCCUGUGCCUGAAAGAAUGAUCGAGGGUCAUUGAGAUUCAAUACCUUGCAUUUUGUAUGUUGGAUACGGGUAACAAUGUAAUGAAGUAAAAAAUAAACCUGCUUUUGUUGCUUAAUAUAUUCUUUAAGAAUAUAACUACUUGGCAGUUAACUAUUUUUUCAGCUUCAACAGUUUUCCAAGCAACAGAUUAAAUUCAUCUAAAAUUGUAAUUCAAAGUUCCAUUGUUGCAUAUAAAAUAAACUGACAU